Molecule: messenger RNA, 738 nt
Organism: Arabis nemorensis
Lineage: Eukaryota; Viridiplantae; Streptophyta; Magnoliopsida; Brassicales; Brassicaceae
Source: the annotation of a GenBank genome assembly
AUGAAGAUUUGGUGUGAUGUGUGUGAUAAAGAAGAAGCAUCAGUGUUUUGUUCUGCAGAUGAAGCAGCUCUUUGUAAUGGUUGUGAUCGUAAUGUUCAUUUCGCCAAUAAACUCGCCGGAAAACAUCUCCGAUUCUCUCUCACUUCUCAUACUUUCAAAGAUGCUCCUCUCUGUGAUAUUUGCGGGGAGAGACGUGCAUUAUUAUUUUGCCAAGAAGAUAGAGCGAUACUAUGCAGAGAAUGUGACGUUCCAAUACAUCAAGCUAAUGAACACACUAAGAAACACAAUAGAUUCCUCCUCACCGGGGUCAAGAUUUCCGCCUCUCCGUCCACCUACCCGAGAGCUUCCAAUUCCAACUCCGCUGUUGCAUCGGGUCGGGCCAAAACCCGACCCAAAUCAGUAUCGGGGGAGGUCCCGAGUUUGGCCUCUAAUGAGGUCUUUACGAGUUCUCCCUCGACGACUACGAGCAAUUACUAUUACGGGCUAGAGGAAAACUAUCACCAAGUGAGCGAUUCGGGUUCUGGAUCGGGUUGUACGGGUACGGGAAGUAUAUCAGAGUAUUUGAUGGAGACAUUACCGGGUUGGAGAGUGGAGGAUUUGCUUGAACAUCCUUCUUGUGUUUCCUAUGAGGAUAACAUUAUUAGUACUAAUAACAACAACAAUGAGUCUUAUAGGGUUUAUGAUGGUUCUUCACAAUACCAUCAUCAAGGGUUUUGGGAACAAAAACCUUUUUCAUGA